This is a messenger RNA of Cyanistes caeruleus (blue tit), 2115 nucleotides long. Lineage: Eukaryota; Metazoa; Chordata; Aves; Passeriformes; Paridae. The record is from RefSeq and is a predicted model, not a curated record.
AAUCUGAAAGGAGACACCAUCCCCACACUGCUCACUGGGACUUCCCACAGCUGCCUUCCCACUUGGGGGUCCCCAUGGCUGCUCUCUCACCCAGGGGUCCCCACUGCCUCCCUCCUGCCUGAGGGUCCCCACUGCUGUCCUCUUAUGAGUUCCCCACAGCCACCUUCCCACCUGGGGGUCCCAAUGGCCAUCCUCCCACCACGAGGUCCCCACUGCCAUCCUAUUGGGGAUCUCCACAGCUGACCUGCCAUGGGGUCCCCAUGACCACUGUCCCACCCUGGGGGCCCCUGGUGGGUCUCUCAUGCCCCCUGCCUUGCAGUGCAGGAUGGAGUGCAGGGACGUGCCGGCAGAGACGCUCUACGACGUGCUCCAUGACAUCGAGUACCGCAAGAAGUGGGACACCAAUGUCAUCGAGACCUUUGACAUCGGGAGGCUGACGGCCAACUCCGAUGUGGGCUACUACGCCUGGAGGUGUCCCAAGCCCCUGAAGAACCGGGACGUGGUCACACUCCGCUCCUGGCUGCCCAUGGGCUCUGACUACAUCAUCAUGAACUACUCUGUCAAGCAUCCUAAAUACCCACCCCGCAAGGACAUGGUACGGGCAGUUUCCAUCCAGACAGGCUACUUGAUCGAGGGGACGGGCACCAAGAGCUGCACCAUCACCUACCUGGCACAGGUAGACCCCAAAGGUUCUUUACCAAAGUGGGUGGUGAACAAAUCUUCCCAAUUCCUGGCUCCCAAGGCGAUGAAGAAAAUGUACAAGGCAUGCCUCAAGUACCCUGAGUGGAAGCAGAAGCAUGACCCUCACUUCAAGCCCUGGCUAUACCCGGAGCAGAGCCGACUCCCAGCCUUGGCACUCUCUGAGCUCUCCCUCCAGCAUGCAGAUUCCCUGGAAAACAUUGAUGAGAGCUCCCUGGCCGAGAGCAAGGAGGACCGUGGCGAGGGCAGUGACGAGGACAGCCUGACCUGAUUCCCCUGGGAGCUCCUCUGCUUGUUGCCCUGGCUAGGACAGCCUGACAUGUGCCCCACUGGGGGCUCCUCUCCCUGUCCCCCCACCCACUUCCAACAUGGUUUGUGUCUCUAUCUCACACACCUGUACACAUGCACCCCCACUUUGGGUUCAGGGGGACCCCCCCCCAUUGUUGUACCCCUGUGUGGGGACAGCAGGGACAUAGUGGGUCCCCCAGGGUGGGAAGCUGGAGGUUGUCUGGUCACUCAGCCCUCGUGGGACAUCAGUGUUGUCCCUAUUGGUGGCAAACCCAAAGUGUCCUUCAGCUUCUCGGGGAGCAGAGGAAAAGGGCAGCCCUGUGCCUGCUCCUCAGCCCUGGAGACCCUUCCACUGCGCUCCUCCUCUGCCCCCAUCCUUGCUCCUCAUCUCUGUUGUGGUCCAACAGAACUGCCUUCAUCCCAUGGGAUCCCCACCCUCAGCAGACCUCCAGGGGGUGCUUGGGCACUUGCCUGCACCUGUGGUUAUGCAGAGGGAUUUUGGGGGGCUCCUGGCACCUCCUGGCAUGCUGGGAAGGAGGGCCUUUGGGGUUUUUUGGCAUCUCCAAGCAUGUAGAGGGGAAGCUUCUAGGCUCCUGGCACCUCCAGCAUGUUGGAGGGGAUACUCUGGUCUUACCUUCAGGCAUGUGGGAGGAGUUGGGGGGCUCAUGGCACCUCCAAAUGUGCUGUGGUGGGUGUUUUGGGGGCUCCUUGGAUCUCCAUACACAUUGGGGGGGGUGGUCUUACAGGCUCUCGGCAUCUUCAGGUUUGUUUGGGGGAAGUUUUGGGGUGAGUUUGUACCUCCAGGUGUGCUGAGUGUCUCUGGGGGCUCCCAGCAUCUUCAGGUACAUUGGGAGGACUUGGGGGAGCUCCUGACACCCCCAGAUGUUCCAUGGGUCUCUGAAGGCUCCUGUCUCCUCCCUCGCCUUUCCAGGAUGGGGACCCUUUCCAAGCUGGGUGUCUGAACCCUUCCUCCACUGGAAUUUGAGGCCUUGACUGGGGGUUUGGAAGCUGGUCUUUGGCCAUGCUCCUGCCCCCUCCUUUUCUGGGGGUGCACAGGGAGAUGGGAGAUUUUGUACCUUGUACCGGAGCUGAUUAUUUAGGAAUAAAAUAACUAAAUCACCAGAGGGA